Messenger RNA from Necator americanus (New World hookworm), 360 nucleotides. RefSeq lists its product as uncharacterized. The transcript has a single exon. The coding region runs from base 1 to 360 and encodes 119 amino acids. Lineage: Eukaryota; Metazoa; Nematoda; Chromadorea; Rhabditida; Ancylostomatidae. The record is from RefSeq and is a predicted model, not a curated record.
AUGAAAACGGCAAUCGCCUCGGUGCUGCUGUCUGCCGCUCGCCUCUGUACUGGGAGUUCUCUUUUCAUGAAGAAAAAUCAUCGUCGGUGGACGUGGGAAUCACCCAAUGGUGCGACUCGUGCGUAUAUCGACCACUCACCAACCGGAGGUGGUUUCUACUUGACGUCUCGGUUGUACCAUACUUUUGUAGUGGUUCUGAUCACCGUCUCCUUCGCACGAAAAGACGACUUAGCCACACGAUGGAAAAGAAGAUCUGCUAUCGGCAACGAAGAAGAAAACAAGUCGCCUAAGACGAUUGUUACGUACUCGAGGACUCCAUGUCCCAAGGUGACUGGCACAUCGAAAAGGACGCAAACGUGA